GAGCUUUGGCGAUUUGAAUUGCUGGAGAAGGAUGAAGGUCAAGCGUCAAAAGACAAACAAGCGUCAUAUAAGCGUUUACACCCAUUCCUUUGGGUUUAGGGAGCCGUAUCAAGUGUUGGUGGAUGGAAACUUUAUAGCUGUUGCGCUUCAAAUGCGAACAGAUGUUAGGGAUGCUUUGCCGAAGGUGCUAACCGGUACUGCGAGGCCGAUGACAACCUCGUGUGUACAAGCCGAACUUCGAGCGCUCGGCCCGGAUUUCACUGGUGCUUCGCUGAAUGCUAAGCGUUUCGAGCGUCGUCGGUGUGCACACACCCAUUCCCCCGUUCCCGCUGCCGAAUGUAUACGACAAAUCAUUGGAGAGUCCAACCAGCACAACUACUGUGUUGCCACACAAGAUCAAGCAUUACGAAGCGACCUAAGAAAAAUACCUGGCACACCGCUGAUUUACAUUAAUAGAAGCGUUGUCAUACUCGAGCCGCCGAGUGCGGCUACCAUGGCGAAAAUACAGGAGAUGGAGAUUGCAAAAACUCUUCCUCAGUCUUUCGAGGUCUCUAUUUUGAACAAACCAGAGCCACUUGCGCCUGAGCCAUCAAAGCGUAAGAAGAAAGCAAAAGGUCCCAAUCCGCUUUCUGUCAAAAAGAAACGAACGGACGCGGAAGCAGCAGGUUCGAAAAAGGCAAAGAAGAAGAAGACGAAGAAGAAGACUGAUGAAUUGGAGGAAGGCGGCGAGCAGGGGGAUACCGGAACUUCUGUUUCGGUGGGGGAGGCAGCAACGCAAAAACCAAACAAGAUGAGGGAGGAUGGACCGGGUAGUCCAUCAGUAGUCGAGGUUGAACCUCCGCAGGUAGCUCAAGAGGCGCUCUCCACGUUGACGAAAAAGAGGCCACGCCCUUUAGAGGACAACGAUGAAGCACUUGAGGGAGAGAAGACAGUAGAUGGGGAACCGGCUGGAGAGAAAAAGAAAAAGAAGCGAAAACGGCGAAAGAAGACAAAAUCCGAAGAUUCUUAGGGGCUGAUCUGCAGAGAUAGUUUUGGCUUAAUGUUAUUUUAUUCUUUUUAUCAUUAUUCUUUUGCUGUAUACAAUAUGUGAAUAGGUGCAUUGUGUCCAAUAAAUUGUCUCAAUUUGGCGAGCA
Spizellomyces punctatus DAOM BR117 is the source of this 1133-nucleotide messenger RNA. Its product is annotated as rRNA-binding ribosome biosynthesis protein UTP23. Lineage: Eukaryota; Fungi; Chytridiomycota; Chytridiomycetes; Spizellomycetales; Spizellomycetaceae. Bases 32 to 1009 code for a protein of 325 amino acids. Gene Ontology annotation, molecular function: small ribosomal subunit rRNA binding. Gene Ontology annotation, cellular component: nucleolus; small-subunit processome. The record is from RefSeq and is a predicted model, not a curated record. The transcript has 4 exons.